This is a messenger RNA of Hydractinia symbiolongicarpus, 1106 nucleotides long. RefSeq lists its product as uncharacterized. Lineage: Eukaryota; Metazoa; Cnidaria; Hydrozoa; Anthoathecata; Hydractiniidae. The record is from RefSeq and is a predicted model, not a curated record. The transcript is spliced from 4 exons. The coding region runs from base 267 to 632 and encodes 121 amino acids.
UUUCCGUUAAUAGUUAUAGUUUCAAAUCUAGAUAUCUACGACAAAAAGAAUGUUUAUUCACUAUGGAGACUACUUAGGUCUUUAGUUUUCCUUUCGCGUUCGCAACAUUGAUUAUAUUACAUGUUCAAUUUUUUAUACAGCUCACAUUUAAUGGAAAAUCAUAUGGGCGUGGUAAAAAUAUCCCUGAUUUUGCUAUUAGUGGCAUCAAUUUUUUGUGGAACAAGUGCAGUGAAGGAGCAAGUUACCUUAACACAAAAAUUCCAUAUAUGGAAUACCAAGAAUACGAUAACUUGAAAGAAGAUCAAGUCCUUCCAAACGUGUUUCGAGUUGGAUGCUAUAAAGAUAAAAAAGACGGGCCAACAGAUACAUUUCCUUUUCGAAAAACAGUAUCAUUAGAUCGCUAUCGCGAUAUUGGAGAAAUAAAACGUGAAACUUUGAUGGCAUACAAAUGUUAUAACUACCUUAAAGAUUUGAUGUACAUCAACACACAUUUUGCCAUUCGAGGCAAGACUUGUUUUUACGGUCCAGAUCGUGUCGUAAAAUACAACAAAUAUGGCCGAUCCACUGGCUGCAAAUUGGACCCGUUUCACAUAAAACUUGGUAGCCUUUUUGUCUACAAAUGGAACGUGUGAAGAGUAAAGAAUUGGCUCCUUUUUUAAGUUAAAGAUAUACAGUUAUCGUUGGAUUAUAUUAAUGAAACAGACCUGUAACUUUUAAUAUAUUUUCAGUUUUUCUCUUCCUUUUGAAAUGUUUUGAAGUCUUUUGAUUAUUCCGAAAUUUUGUCCCAGAAAACAAAAUGGUUUAAGCUUAUUUUUACCCCCUUACUGCAUUCUUUUAUGUUAUACUAUUUACUACCAAGUCUCACAAACAUGGUUUCGGUCAUUGAGGUGGUUAAAUCUUCAGAUAUUUGAUGGAAUUUAAUAAAAAAAGACUUUUUAAGGAUAUAUAUUUCUGAUUUUUUUUUGUAGCACAAAUAAACAUAAAUAAUAUAUCUGAUAUGGUAUAAUUGCUUGUAAUGUUUUGUGGGAAAAAACAGUUGUUCUGGACAAAAAACUGGGUUGGUUAUUUACUUAGAUGCUAGCUAGAACCUAUACAUAGAAGCUUGC